UGGAGGGGCGUGGCUUUUUCAGGCCCCGCCCAGGAGGCUGCUCCCAUCUCUAACCCGCUCCUCCCCUUCCUCUCCGAAGAGUUGGCCUCGGGCCGUGUGGUGUUUUUCCCUUUGGCCUCCCUAGCUCUUGCUGCAGCUGUUGCAAAAACCCGGAGCAGCGGAACCUCAGAGCGGCGGAGCGGCGCCGUCUCUCGCGGCACCUCCCCGACAGCCCUUGGCGGCCGCGCUGGGCAUGCUCAGUCGACAGGGCCGCUUCAGUUCUUGGAGUAGGAAGCUUGGGCGCUUCGGCUGUAAGGAGCCGCGGGGGGAAAAUGGAUCCCUUUACUAACGAUCUGCUUCAGCUCCCCAGGAAUAUGAUUGAAAACAGCAUGUUUGAGGAAGAACCAGAUGUGGUAGAUUUAGCCAAAGAGCCCUGUUUGCAUCCUCUAGAGCCUGAUGAGGUGGAAUAUGAACCCCGGGGUUCACGACUGCUGGUGCGGGGUCUUGGUGAGCAUGAGAUGGAUGAGGAUGAAGAGGAUUAUGAGUCAUCUGCGAAACUGCUGGGCAUGUCCUUCAUGAACAGAAGCUCAGGCCUUCGGAACAGUGCAACCGGCUAUAGGCCGAGCCCAGAUGGGACUUGUUCCGUACCGUCUGCAAGGACCAUGGCGGUCUGUGUUUUUCUUAUUGUGCUUGCUGUUUCUAUAAUCAUGGUGAUUUAUCUACUGCCCAGAUGUACCUUUACCAAAGAAGGCUGCCAUAAAAAAAACCAAUCAAUGAGACUAAUUCAGCCACUUGCGACAAAUGGAAAGGUGUUUCCGUGGGCACAAGUCAGGCUUCCCACCACCAUUAUGCCACUACGCUAUGAACUUAACCUACACCCAAACCUCACCUCAAUGACAUUCAAGGGUUCUGUGACAAUUUCACUUCAGGCUCUUCAGGCCACGUGGAAUAUCAUUCUUCACAGUACAGGCCAUAAUAUUUCGAGAGUGACCUUUAUGUCAGCAGUUUCAAGCCAAGAAAAACAAGUUGAGGUCUUGGAAUACCCGUUUCAUGAACAAAUUGCCAUUGUUGCCCCUGAAGCCCUUCUCGAAGGACACAAUUAUACCUUGAAGAUAGAGUAUUCAGCGAAUAUAUCUAGUUCUUACUAUGGGUUUUAUGGAAUCUCCUACACAGAUGAAAGUAAUGAGAAAAAGUACUUUGCAGCAACUCAGUUUGAACCCCUGGCAGCAAGAUCUGCUUUUCCUUGUUUUGAUGAACCAGGAUUUAAAGCCACAUUUAUCAUCAGGAUCAUAAGGGAUGAGCAAUAUACUGCUUUAUCAAAUAUGCCUAAGAAUUCAUCAGUCAUCAUGGAAGACGGACUCGUUCAAGAUGAGUUUUCUGAGAGUGUGAAAAUGAGCACUUACCUUGUUGCAUUCAUUGUUGGGGAGAUGAAGAACCUGAGUCAGGAUGUAAAUGGAACCCUGGUUUCUAUAUAUGCUGUACCAGAAAAGAUUGGUCAAGUUCACCAUGCCUUGGAAACAACUGUGAAGCUUCUUGAAUUCUAUCAAAACUACUUUGAAAUUCAGUACCCGCUUAAGAAAUUGGAUUUGGUGGCUAUUCCUGACUUUGAAGCAGGAGCAAUGGAAAAUUGGGGUUUGCUCACCUUCCGAGAAGAAACACUUCUGUAUGACAACAAUACUUCUUCAGUGGCGGACAGAAAACUGGUUACUAAAAUUAUUGCUCAUGAGCUAUCCCAUCAGUGGUUUGGUAAUCUGGUCACAAUGGAGUGGUGGAACGAUCUGUGGCUAAAUGAAGGGUUUGCUACAUUCAUGGAGUAUUUCUCUUUGGAAAAAAUAUUUAAAGAGCUCUCCAGUUAUGAAGAUUUCUUAGAUGCUCGAUUUAAAACCAUGAAGAAAGAUUCCUUGAAUUCAUCUCAUCCAAUAUCAUCAUCAUCUGUUGAGUCUUCAGAACAGAUUGAAGAAAUGUUUGAUUCUCUUUCCUAUUUUAAGGGAGCUUCCCUCUUGUUGAUGCUGAAAACUUACCUCAGUGAAGAUGUAUUUCAACAUGCUGUUGUUUUUUACCUGCAUAAUCAUAGCUAUGCAUCCAUUCAAAGUGAUGAUCUGUGGGAUAGUUUUAAUGAGAUCACAAAUAAAACACUAGAUGUAAAAAAAAUGAUGAAAACCUGGACCCUGCAAAAAGGAUUUCCUUUAGUGACUGUUCAGAGAAAAGGAAGGGAGCUUCAUGUGCAACAAGAAAGAUACUUUUUAAAUACGAAGCCUGAAAUUCAACCUUCAGAUGCAAGCUAUCUCUGGCAUAUUCCACUAUCCUAUGUCACUGAGGGAAGAAAUUUCUCAAAAUACCCAUUGGUAUAUUUACUGGACAAAAAGUCAGGUGUCAUCAAUCUUACAGAAGAAGUGCAGUGGGUCAAAGUCAAUACGAACAUGAAUGGCUAUUAUGUUGUACACUAUGAGGAUGACGACUGGGAAGCACUAAUCAAACAGCUGAAAACAAAUCCUUACGUCCUGAGUGACAAAGACCGAGCCAACCUCAUCAACAACAUCUUUGAGCUUGCAGGCUUAGGCAAGGUAUCUAUUCAGAGGGCCUUUGAUUUGAUUGAUUACCUUGGAAAUGAGAACUAUACCGCACCCAUCACUGAAGCCCUGUUCCAGACCGGCCUCAUCUGUAACCUCCUUGAAAAGCUAGGAUACAUGGAUCUGGCCUCAAGAGUAGUGGCCAGGGUAUUUCAAUUACUUCGAAGCCAAAUCGAACAGCAGACUUGGACUGACGACGGCCCCCCGUCUGCCCGGGAGCUUCGGUCAGUCUUGCUCGAGUUCGCGUGCGCCCACAGCCUCGAGAACUACAGCACUGUGGCCAUGAAGCUGUUUGACGAUUGGGUGGCAUCCAACGGAACUCAAAGCCUACCUACUGAUGUCAUGAGUACUGUGUUCAAGGUUGGAGCAAAAACGGAGAAAGGCUGGUCAUUCCUGUUAAGCAAGUAUGUCUCUAUAGACUCCGAAGCAGAAAAGAAUAAAAUACUUGAAGCUCUUGCCAGCUCAGAGGAUGUACGGAAACUUUACUGGUUAAUGAAAAAUAGCCUUAGUGGCGAUACCAUCCGAACACAAAAGCUGUCUUUCAUCAUUAGAACAGUUGGCCGACACUUCCCUGGACACUUGCUGGCAUGGGAUUUUGUCAAAGAGAACUGGAGCAAGCUUGUCCAGAAGUUUCAUCUGGGGUCCUAUACCAUACAAAGUAUUGUUGCUGGGUCGACGCACCUGUUUUCAACAAAGGCGCAUUUGUCUGAGGUCCAGGCGUUCUUUGAAAAUCAGUCAGAGGCAACUUUUCGGCUUCGCUGUGUCCAGGAGGCUCUGGAAGUCAUCCAGUUGAAUAUCCGUUGGAUGGAGAAGAACCUCAAAACUCUGACGUGGUGGUUGUAGCAUGCACGACUGUGCCCCAUUUUGUUGCCCGUUCAGAGAGCUUGUUAACAGGGACUCUGCUGCUUUUGCAGAAAGCCAAGGUGAAGUCAGAAUUGCUUCCGACUCGUUUGCAGUCUUUAGGAGUUCUAGUUCGCUCAGGGCCCGUCUGUGGUUUUCAUCUGUCUUUCUCGGAUUGUCUUUGGGCAGCACGUAGUUAUUUAUUACAAAAUGACAUUCACCUGUAUGCCAACAUCUACAAAAACAGUGAGUAAUUUUUCUACUUUGAGGAUACACAAAUGGGGGGAAACGUCUGUUUUGGUUCUGUUCUGCUUCUCAGUAUCCGGAAAGUACUGACCCAGCGAAACAAGGGAAGAUCUACCGUGGGAGCCGGCCUCUGCGGCGCUGCUCUGCCGGCCUUGUUGCUGCCUGGUGAGAGAUGAUAGAUGUUCCUUGAGUGUGGUACAGAACAUAGCUUCAAAACCUAUGGUAACGCAGUCUGCGAAUCCCACAACUGUUAGAAAACUGAUCUCAGGUGUGCAGAUCUACUUUGGUUUGAGGUUUUGAUUAAUCUUUUAUUUUCCGAAACAAAGUUUAAAUAAGAUCUAUAGCUUCUAUUUUUUUUUUUUCCUGCCGAACAGCCAGGUGCUACAGAAUUUUUAAAUUUUUGUUGUUCUGAAAAGCUAAGUAACAAGGAUAAGAGAUUAAAUUUUCCAGAUAUCUAGUACUUAUUUUUUCACCUUUUAAGAAAAUGUUUCAAACUGAGCUAGCUUUAAUUAUAAUUAUUUUAUUUAUGAAUUCCAGUAUUCUCCGAAUCUGUACACCUUUAUCACUCCCUGCCAUAGAUAUAGCUUGUGUUAUAGAAGAAUAUGUCUACAUGUGUGGCAAGCAUUUUGUUAGUACUGUUGUCUUUUAUCAUGACUUUAUCACUGUUACUAAAAAUAAAAUUAGUUUAGGUUGCCUUUGAUGUUACCUGAUCAUAGACACUUGCUCUGUCAGUCAUACUCCUGUGUAGAUUUUCAUGUUCUAUGGUAGCAUAUAUUAGAAGCAUAUUUUAAAAUAGGGCCUUUGAGAAAUUGAACAUUUUUAUUUGAAGUUCACCAUAGUACCUUAAAGGAAUAAAGAGAAUAUGGGAUAGAAGGAACUUGAUUCAGAUUUAAUAUGGUGGGCUUUGAAUUUUUUCUACUAUCAAAACAGUACUUUUCUUUAGUUGAAAAAUCAGUGGGUUUUGUUUGUUUUGUUUUAUUUUGUUUCUAUCAUGGCCAAACUAACUGAUUAAAAGGAAUGGCCAAGGAAAGAAAGAAAGGGAAGAUUUCCGAAAUCGUAUGGCAUUUUCACUCCUUGUAAAGGAGAAAUACUGUACUUGAAUUUUUUGAGCUAUGCAGACUUAAUACCUAGAUUGUUGAGUUUCUUUGAUUCUUAGGGGAAAAGCUUUCUUCCUAAUAAUUUUUGAGUACUUAAUAUUUUGUUUGAAAACAUCUGUGUACAUAAAAAGGGUAGAUACCCAUUUGUGAGCACUUAAAACACUCCAGAGAAUCAAUGGGAAAGGUCACCUUUUUUUAAGUUAGCAGGUAUACAGUGAAAAUAUGUGGGAUUGUGUAUAAAAUUAUAUUUUAUUUUAUGGAAAUAUUUUUAUAUACUAAAAUUUAAAAUGCUGGCAAGCUAAAGGUAGCUUUCUUUAAUCCUAGUGUGUUUUUCCCCAAGUUAGUCUUUUCUAAACAUUUACCUCUGGUUCAGAGUACAAAAUAUUAUAUCCGGAGAAUUGCAGAAUCCUCAAGAUGUCUUAUGGAAACUGGGGUGAUUGUAGGUCUUUAUUCCUCUUGUGCUCAGCAGACGGAUAAUAGUUUAGUUGAUAUUGGAAGUUAGUGUGUUUUUAUAUUUUCAGAGUGGGGAAAAUACUAAACUUUUGAGGGGUUUUUUGGUUGCUGGUUUUUUACCAUGUUAUAUUACUGAAUUCCACUUUGAUACAGAGUUUAAAUUUUGCUACUUCUCAACAUCAGUUAAGAUUUUUCAGUUAUACCUGCCCAUCUUUACAUUGCUCCUGUAAUGUGUGUUAACUCUGCAUAUGGCAAAUCUUAUCUUGAAUUAUAUCAUUUUUCCUGAGUGUGUGUGUAUGUGUGUGUGUGGGCAGAGGGUAAUGUUUAAGUAAAUUCUUAUCAAAACAUGGGCUAAAAGAAGAGCUACCUUGUAAUCCAUUGCUUUCUUUGUACUCAAUCUGUUCAUUGCCAUAAUGCGGGAUCCCUGCUGGCUGUAGUUCUGUUUGUGGGCCUCCCCUAGAGUAGCCCUCACCUCACUGUUUCCCACAGAAUUCCAUAAUUUUUAAUGUCAAGCUAACCCAUCUCUAUGGCACUUCCAAAAACAACCCUUAGUCAGGAAUAUAAGGCUAUGAAAUAGGUAGAACAUGUGACAUAACAGGCAUAACUGUAGCUUUUGAAGUUUUAUGCCCCCACACUUUGACUUAGCCAUGGUGUCUCUGAGAACUCCCGUCUGUGCGCCUGUGGCUCGCCAGGCCUAGCGUGACGCGGUCAGGUGUUCAUGUUCAUUGCAGAUGGACGAGCUGCUUGAACGUAAUAGAAGACACCCAUUAUGCUGGAUGAUUAAGAAAGGUAAAGUUGGGAAUUUGGAAUUGUAGAAGAAAAACUUGUGCUUUGGAGAUGAAGUAGAAAUCUAAGGCAUCCAAGUUCUUUAUCAGCAAGAGAUUGGAUACAUUAAACUGCAGGUAGUGUCAGCUCCCACCCCCAGCGGCCGGCCGCCAUCUCAUCGUUUUCUAUAAAUCCCUGUAAGUGAAACUGUGUUGCCAUUGUGUGAGUGUUCCUGAACUUCCUUUCCAUCCCAGGUUCCGCUUAAUUCUCUUUGCCAUUCAUGUUUUCAUUUUAUUGUACUUGAGCCUCCGUAGGAACAAAAGAGCUGUCAGAGGAGUUCUGGGUAUAUAGAGGCUCUGGGGCUGCGUCAGUCUCCCUGGGGACCGAACAGAGUCCUUUCUGAAUACUGGAAAGUAAGAAAUGAAAGUUAAGUGUUGAAUUUGUCAGAUUACUGGUAGCCUGUUACUGAGUUGUAUUGUAAAAGCCAGUGCAAACUAAAGCACCUGGGCCCAUAAUGUGUGGUCGGAUUGCUGAGUUUUAAUGUCACCCCCUUUCAUUUCAUGGGGCUGCAGAGAAGGCGUAGGAGUUCAGGACAUGUAUCUCGCCGAGGACAGCGUUUCCUGGGUGGAGUUUGCAAAAUGAGAUCUGAAUUCCAUAGGUCUGAUAGAGCUCUUUUUCUCCCCUUUGCCUUUGUCAUUUGGUUUUUACUGCAAUGAAUUCUCUUUCUAAAGGGCUUCUUCU
Molecule: messenger RNA, 6691 nt
Organism: Lontra canadensis (Northern American river otter)
Lineage: Eukaryota; Metazoa; Chordata; Mammalia; Carnivora; Mustelidae
Gene: LNPEP
Product: leucyl and cystinyl aminopeptidase
Exons: 18
Coding region: 312-3392 (1026 amino acids)
Biological process (GO): proteolysis; peptide catabolic process
Cellular component (GO): cytoplasm
Molecular function (GO): zinc ion binding; metalloaminopeptidase activity; peptide binding
Source: RefSeq, a predicted model, not a curated record